AUGGCUUAUUGGAUGGGAAUGCUAUGCUAUCGGACGUUCAAAAGUGAAAGGAUCAGCGGUGGUAGAGGUGACUCGCUUGAUGCCUUUAUUGUAUUUAAAGAAGUCUUAAUUAUUCAAGCUGCGGUAGUAGAUGAGCUAUCGCCAACAACUGCCCAAUAUAUAAAAGAAAUGAAAUAUUUUGGUGAAGAAGAGCGUAGCGAGUCGACACCGUUAGAUUGGAAGAUCGAGCGACCCGAACAUUUGCGUUCACAACGCCGAAUAAGUUCCUCAUCCAGGCGGGGCUCAAAACGUCCAAAGCAACCAAUACUCUCAGAUGUGGCCAUGGGCAAGGUUAUUAGCCUUAAUGAUGCAGAGAAAGGUAUACUUCCAAUUGAGACAAAAAAUACUGAAGAACUCUUAACUCGGCCAGUUCUGAAUGUUAUAUGGGAGCCUACAAAAGAGGACCAGGUCUUGGAUACCCAGCCUGUCUUGGUCAAUUUGUACUAUGAACCUGGUGAAGGAGAAUCUGUGGAAAUCUCCAAAACAGGAGAGGAUUUUCCGAGCGUUUCAGAAGAAACAGCUAUAGCCCCUUCUACUGAUGUUGUUCCAUCUGUCAGCUUAACGACAACGAAGAAGCGAACACGAGUUUCAGAGCCUAGUCCAGGUUACACUAAGAAGGUUACUGAAACAAUAACCACAACAAAAGAAAUCAGAAGAGCACAACCAAUGUCCACGCCAGAGGGAGAGGAAGGACAAAUCAAGUCGAAAUCUCCAGAAAAGCCCAAAGAAAAGAAGAAAAGGGUAGGAAAAGUGCUAGCACUCUCGUCAGAAACUAUAGGCGAACAAAUUAAGAAAACGAAUUUUAAAUCGGGGAAACCUACGAAAGUCUAUACAGUCCCAGUUCCUCAAAUUCCUGCAAACUGUCCACGUGAGCCGGUGGUACUCAUGACUCCACAAGCCACGCAGAGGGAGACACCCACUCCCUCUACAGCGGAUAGAAUGAUGACCAAAUCCUUUACUGGAAGCGAAAAACUUUCUCCAGGGUUGAGUGAUAUAAAGGCUGAUAAUUUGAGCGAGGACAUGACACAAGCAUCCGAUUCAGCCACAGCUCGAUAA
Molecule: messenger RNA, 1095 nt
Organism: Strongylus vulgaris
Lineage: Eukaryota; Metazoa; Nematoda; Chromadorea; Rhabditida; Strongylidae
Source: the annotation of a GenBank genome assembly